GGGCAUGACAUGUGAGCCAAGUCUGCACAGAUACAACAAACACCCAAAGUAUGUCUGCGGCAUGGGCGGGUCGAUGCUCUGAGGGGACUUGACACAGGUGAACGAGAGGCUCAGCUGCAGAUUCUCCUGUUUUCUUUUUCCUCUCCACGGUGAGAGGAGACGGACACGGCAAGCUCCCCCCCUCUCCCACCACCACCACCCCACCACCCGUGCAUGCUUCACCCUGUCUGGCGGGCGUCAAGGUGCAGCAGGCGGGAGAGGGAAAGGAGGAAGAGCCGCUGUUUGGUGAACUAUCAGACAAAACGUCUCUGCGCAGAACAACGCGACGGCUUUUACUGAGUGACCGCAGAGACACACGGGGAGAGGACACUAUGUCAAAGGACACGAGAGGAAAAGGAUCCUCAAGAAAACACAGCGCCACUCAUUGGUGUCUGCAGAAUAUCGCACAAGAAUCAGUUGACAGCUCCGAUGAGGAGUUCUUUGAUGCCAGAGCAGAUGUUAUGGAGGGAAGAGCGCCAUUUUGCCUGGGCAUGAGUCAGUCGAACUCAAAUGACCUUCUGGAGCAGAUUGGAACCCUGGGACACAUGGAGGACCAGUCGAAUGAGGGUCUCUACCAGCUGGGCGGUCCACGCUGUGCCCCUCAGAGCAGCAUUGAGGGACUGGAGGACACAGAGAGGAAAUGUAAGACGCAUGUGCUGCUGUUGGUGGUGCAUGGGGGGAACAUCUUGGACACAGCAGGCGGAGACCCCAGCACAAAAGCUGGUGAUGUGGCCACCCUAGCCUCAGUGCUGGAGAAAGUGACGCGUGUGCAUUUUCAGGCCGCCGCCGAACACGUGAUGAUCAAGCUGGUGCCAUGUCCGGCAGUGUGUGCUGAAGCCUUCUCCCUGGUGUCCAACCUGAACCCAUACAGCUACGAUGAGAGCUGUGUGUCCAGCAGCGUGGACCACCUGCCCCUGGCAGCUCUCCCCCUCCUCGCCAUUGUCUCACCUCGCUACCAAGACGCGGUGGCGACCGUGAUCGCCCGAGCCAACCAGGUCUACCACAGCUUCCUGCAGUCAGAGGACGGGCAGGGAUUCACGGGUCAGGUAUGCCUGAUGGGCGACUGUGUGGGAGGUGUGCUGUGCUUUGACGCUUUGUGCUUCAGCAACCACCAGAGGCCUGGCAGCCCCAACAACAGUAGCAGGAACAACAGCACUGAGAGCCUGAAGGAUAACUCGGGCCUGCUCGGGGAGUCCAGCCCAGGUCUGAGUUCUAGCAAGAGGCUGAGUAAGAGCAACAUUGAUAUCUCCGCCCCUAACGAAGGCCACAGCCAGGCCGGGCCGCCACUCAGCCGUAAGCAGAGCGACUCGUACGAUGGAGACACCUCGUCUACGGGCCAGCGCAGCUUUUUCUCCAGUUUGAUGAAGGAGAGUGUGGAGGUGCGUGGUGGCAGUAGCACCAGCUUGGUGUUGAACCCCGGCCGAUUCGACUUUGAGGUGUCAGACUGCUAUCUGCUGGGCUGUCCGCUGGGCCUUGUACUGGCCAUGAGACGCACUGUGCUGCCUGCUGUCCAAGUGAGCCAGCUCCAUCCAGCCUGCUCUCAGAUUUUCAACCUGUUUUACCCCUCGGACCCUUCAGCCUCUAGACUGGAGCCGCUGCUGCAGCCUCUCUUCCACAAGUUGCCACCAUUUGCUGUACCACGCUACCAGCGCUACCCUCUCGGAGAUGGACGCUCAAUGCUCAUAGCGGAGAGUAUCCAAGGCCAUACAAACGUGUUCCUGGAAAGUGAUCAAACUCCUGGAGGUCCAGCUUCACAGCCUGGAACGAAGAGUGAAGGAGGAGGAGGAGGAGAAGAGGGAGGUCGUAGAGCCAGUGUGACCAGUGUGGAAAGUGAAACUUCGAUUUGCUCCAUGGGCCAGCUGGGAAACACCAUAGCUAACAUUUCCAGCAGCUGGUGGGGCUCCAAGAGGCUGGAUUAUGCUUUGUAUUGCCCCGAUGUGCUGACUGCCUUCCCAACAGUGGCUCUGCCUCACCUUUUUCACGCCUCUUACUGGGAAUCCACUGACGUAGCAGCUUUUGUUCUCCGGCAGCUAAUGCGAUGUGACUGUGUGAAGACCCAAGAAUCGGAUAAUCCGGACUCCGCUCCAUUUUCUCCCUCCAGCCCACGUGAGAAAUGGCUCAGAAGGAGGACACAUGUCAAACUAAGGAACGUCACCGCCAACCACAGGGUGAAUGAUGUUAUUGCCACUGAGGAUGGACCUCAAACUCUGGUUGGUCGCUUCAUGUAUGGCCCAUUAGACAUGGUUACCCUUACUGGAGAAAAGGUGGACAUCCUGCUAAUGACACAACCUCAGUCUGGCCGCUGGGUGCAUUUUGACACGGAGGUGACCAACAGCAGCGGCAGAGUCACAUAUACCAUACCCAAGAGCAAGAAGCUUGCCCUGGGAGUCUAUCCGAUUAAAAUGGUGGUCAAGGGGGAUCAAACAAGUGCAGAGGCCUACCUGACUGUGUUGCCACGGGGAAUGGAGUGUGUGGUCUUCAGCAUUGAUGGCUCUUUUGCUGCUAGUGUGUCAAUCAUGGGCAGUGACCCCAAGGUCCGCCCCGGAGCUGUCGAUGUCGUCAGGCAUUGGCAGGACCUGGGAUAUCUAAUUAUCUACAUCACAGGCCGCCCUGACAUGCAGAAGCAGCGUGUGGUAUCCUGGCUCUCGCAGCACAAUUUUCCCCAUGGGAUGAUCUUCUUUUCUGAAGGCCUGGUUCAUGAUCCCCUGAGACAGAAGACCAUCUUCCUCAGGAACCUAAUACAGGAGUGUCACAUUAAGAUCAACUCUGCUUAUGGAUCCAUGAAGGACAUCUCUGUUUACAACAUGCUCGGCCUCAGCCCCUCACAGAUUUAUAUUGUUGGCAGACCUUCGAAGAAGUACCAAAAUCAGUGCCAGUUCCUGAGCGAUGGCUAUGCAGCGCACCUCUCCACCCUUCAGUUUGGGCACAGAGCCAGAGCCAAGAAAUCUCCUUCAGUUCGUAUGGUUCUAAGGAAAGGCUCAUUUGGUCUCUCAGCGAAGCCUGACUUCCUGUGUAAGCGCACCCACCUCCGCAGGACCAUGUCAGUGCAGCAGCCCGACCCGCCGUGCACACCCAACCCAAAGCCUGAGCGAGCCCAGAGCCAGCCUGAGUCAGAUAAGGACCACGGGGGAGGAGGAGGAGGAGGAGGGGGAGGAGGAGGUGGACAGGGUGCAUGGGGAAGAGCGUCCAUGCACCGUGGAGACACCACUCCCUGACGUCAGAAAAGAGAUGGAAGGAUUGCAGGAGGAUAGAAGAGGAGUAGAAAAAGGGGUCUUAGUGUCCAGGGCCAAGUGUCACCUCUACCUACUGUAAAUGUACAUUGGAUCUUCUGCUGGUAUCCCUCAGCUUUACCUCCUGCUUGGCCCUCUACACUUUGCCACCUGUUCGGCCAUUUUUUGUGACCUGCCACUUAGUCUUCGUGCCUGAAAUUUUAAGCAGUUGCUGGGGAUGGCAAUGAUUUUUGCAAAUGUGUGUGUCAAGCUCAAAUUGUGUUAAACUGUAAAAUCAAAAGAAUGUACUUUAGCUAGUAGAUAUACACAUGUAAUCAUGCCCACACACAAGCUUCAGAGAAUGAAAAAUGUGAUGGUGACUUUGAACCUGUUGAGACUUGAGCAACAGAUUACCAGAUGCUGCACCACACACUCUGGUCCCAUUCAGACUGCUGUGCUGACAGGUGGUCAUGUUGACUGACUCCUGUACUAUCCCUCCACUCGUGUAAAUACGCAACACACAUCAUCCCUGUGUGGGCCUCUGGACACAGAAGCACUGUGACAUUUAGGUUCAAUCUGUACACGAACUCUGCAAUCUGGAGCCCCAAUCAGCCAACCUCGCCGAACGCCGGCCUCUGCCUCCAUUUCACUCCCACUGUUAGAUGUCUCCCUCGUGUUGUGGCUAGCUUACAACCCCUGCCCCUCCUACCUUCCCUUCAACCAGUCAGGCAGAACAUGCCUUUCGACAGUCGCCUCAGACUGGGAUCCACUGCCGGUGAAGUGCCAAUGUUGGCGCUGCCGUGCACGGCUCAGCCCCAGGUCGAAUUUGCACUAUCGAAGUAUUCCGCUGUGGUUAGUUGCGGUACUCGCUUCAGAAACAAGGAGUUGUAUUUGUAUUUUACUGUAUUUGUAGUUUUUGUUUUUCCUGCAGAUUGCGCACUGUUGCUGCCUGAUGGAUACUGUAACUACUGGAGGAUUAAACAAAAAUAGUUUGUAGGGAAGUGUUGGUUUUACCAAACAAUGUUUACAGAUUGAUGGACACAGUUGUAAAACGUGAUCAGAUGUGGUUUACCUAUAUAACUAAAAUGGCAGUGUAAUUGUCAUUAUUGGUAAUAUUUAGUUUAGUUUCUUUGUAGCUGCAGUAGCUUGCAGGAUAUUGUACAAUAUACUCCACGCCAGUCGAAUUUACACCAGGAUGCCCUUGCAUCCAUUUACUACAGCUGCACUGGAACCAAUAGAUUUGUGAUGAAAUCUGAUGCUGUCUUGUGCACUCAAGGUUGAAUAGAGUCUUACUGUGGCCAUGUUUAAAACUCUGUGCAAGUCAAACAUAUUUUUCUAUGAGAAAAUAUUGUAAAAAGAAAUAUUUUCAAUGUAUGUUUCUGAACCUUUUGUUGUUUGACUUGUUGAAUGCUUGAUUUUUGCCUUAAAUUGUUUUUGAUGUUGUGUAGAGAUACAAAAUUAUUAGAUUUGUUUGACCAAAGUAUUGAGUUUUACUGUUACUUCAUGACAAAGUGCAUUUUAUCUUGUUGAUAUUUUGCUUUGAAAUACUGUAUAUGUGUGCGCAUGUGUGAGUGAGUGUCUACAGUAGGUAUUUGUUGUAGAGUUGUAUUUACUGUGAACAUGAAGACAGCUAUGACAAGUAAAUGCCUCUGCAGAGGAAUCAGAGGACACAGGGAGGCCAGUGUUAAGAUACCUGCAUGUUCUAACUGCAGCUCACUACUGCCGGCUUUUCAGAACUGAGCGUGUAUUUUUAUAGGUUUGGAUUGCAGCAGUGUGUCAGAAGAUUACUUUGAGGGUUUUAUACCUGCUAUGAAAGAAAAAGGGCUUAUGAGUUCUUAGGUUGUCUUGGUUUAACUGAAAACCUGCAUAUGAAUGGAGCGUGCAAUCCAGGAGGGAGCUGUCUUUGACUCUUUUUCUUUCACCGCCUAGGUGGUCCAGUAAUUAGCUAUUUGAUUACUACUAAGUAUGUAUGAGUCCCUGUAGUACCGCCCCUGUAAUUACAGUGCACCAAUUAGCAUUACUUGGUAAUUGUAUAAUAUUGUAGAAACAAUACUAAAAUACUUAACUUGAUUUUGUUUUGCAUUUAGAUUGUUAAUACUGAAACAUUGUUAUCGAAGCAACAAAAUGAUCAUUCCCAUCAAUGUAAUAAUCAAAGUGACUCCAUAAUUCUGUAUAGUUAUAUUUUUCUGCCGUGAUGAUACACUGGAGGAGGGAAAUAUUUAUGCUGGGCAGCAUUUUAGUAAAAUGUUAGUAAAUGGCAAAAAAAGAUCAAAUGGUUAAAUGGUGAUUGUACUGUGCAUGUUAAUUAUUUGAUAUUGUUAAGUAAUGGCUAUCGAUUGUCAUGUUUGUGGUCCUCUUAACUAAUAAUAGAGUAGUUAUCUGUAAAUAAGUGGUGAAUAAUAAGUCAUUGAACCACCACAUGUUGAGUACAAUCAAAAUCAGUACUUAAUCACACUGGAGCCACCAGACAAUGACAAUGGUCAAAACAGGCAGUUAAUAAUUAAAGUCUUUACUUAACAGGAGCAGGGUUCGGUACACAGUUUAACAGUCCACGAAGGCCAAGGUAUCCAAAUCACUAGGCAAAGGCUGGGUCCAAAAUAUGUAGUUAAAACACACGAGGAACAAGGCUGAAACACUUACUUACAAAGAGCUAAGACGAACUAACAAACAGACGAGGGAGCACAGAGACUAAAUACACAAGGGAGGAAGGUAAUAAGGAACAGGUAAAACAAAUCAGGGCGGCGCAGGUGAUCAUAACAGUGGAAAAACACACAGGGACAGGAAGAGUCUGAGAAACAAAGGUGAGUCCAUCAAAAUAAAGCAGUAAAUAGUAACUGAUAAAAUGGAAACAACCUUAGAUAGAAAUGUAGCAUAUUUGAAUUUAUGAAAAAUGAGGCAGUGCAUUGUUAACACAGAUUGUGAAGUUACGUCUUUUACCUCAAACAUUCACUUAUUUAGUGGCAUUAAUAGAAACUGAUAAAUCAUAUAAAUUCCAGUUUUAUUUUAUUCUUAGAUACUAAAGGUUAAUAUUCCCAAUAUUACAGGAAAAACACCAAGAAAGAAAAGUACAAGAUUUAUUAUAUAAUGUAA
Messenger RNA from Morone saxatilis (striped sea-bass), 6338 nucleotides. RefSeq names its product PITPNM family member 3 (gene pitpnm3). Gene Ontology annotation, biological process: phospholipid transport. Gene Ontology annotation, cellular component: cytoplasm. Gene Ontology annotation, molecular function: phosphatidylcholine binding; phosphatidylcholine intramembrane carrier activity; phosphatidylinositol binding. The record is from RefSeq and is a predicted model, not a curated record. Lineage: Eukaryota; Metazoa; Chordata; Actinopteri; Moronidae.